AUGAGAAAUAUGCAUAAACCCAAUUGUGCCUCAGAAAGAGUAAGAAUUGAGAAACUAGGAGGUGUGGUUUAUGAUGGCUACCUUAACGGUCAAUUAUCGGUGUCACGAGCUCUUGGAGAUUGGCACAUGAAAGGCUCCAAAAGUUCCUCCUGUCCCUUAAGCGCAGAGCCGAAGCUUGAGGAGACAACUCUGAGUGAGGAAGAUGAAUUCUUGAUCCUAGGCUGUGAUGGGCUGUGGGAUGUGAUGAGCAGCCAAUGCGCAGUUACAAUUGCAAGGAAAGAAUUAAUGCUUCACAAUGAUCCUGAGAGAUGCUCAAGACAAGAGAGCUGGUUAGGGAGGCACUCAAGCGCAAUACCUGCGACAACCUGA
Prunus armeniaca (apricot) is the source of this 369-nucleotide messenger RNA. Lineage: Eukaryota; Viridiplantae; Streptophyta; Magnoliopsida; Rosales; Rosaceae. The record is from the annotation of a GenBank genome assembly.